CUCUUCAAAUUCCGCCCGGAAGUGACGGAUGAGCACAAGCAGAAGUUUGUGACAGAACUCAAGAAGCUGAAGUCGUUGCCAUGUGUCAAGGAGCAGCGACUAGUGGUCGGAGGAGCAUCAAUAACCGAUCCUAUCGAGCGUAGCAAGGGAUUCGAGUUUGCUCUUCUGAGCUUCCACGAGGACAGGGCCGCGCUUGCAGAAUAUCAGAGGUCCGACGAACAUCAUCGGCAAGUCACGGAGAUUGUCACGAGCACAUAUAUGUUCCCAUACAAAGAGGAUUUGAUGAGAUAUGACUUUGAGGUUGACGAAGCAGAUGAACAUAUUUUAGGAUUCUUGCCUCUGGUCGCGGCGAAGACAACUCGAAGAAUCGACGUAGGAAUAUCUCGUGGUUGUGUAGUUGUCAAGUGGUACUCGAGUAGUGGUAGUCGAGGGGAGGAAAGGUCGAUGGGUCGAUUGGGACUUGGGGGCGGAAUUUCCGAUGGAGCUCGUGGUCUUGGCGUGAAUCAAAAACGUUCUUCCGUCGGUCAUGCGCCUUCCUCCGAGUGGAAAAUCCGCGCUCGAGAAUGGAGGCUACUGGUGAGCGAGCUGCGAGACGGCAGUCGCGAAGGUCGCAGCGCAUCCGUACCGCCUGCCUUCGCUGCCAACAGCGCAAAAUACGCUGCGACGGGGCAUCGCCGACUUGUACAUCAUGUAGCAGAUCAAACAAAGACUGCGAGUAUCAGGACGGCAAUAGCAUCGGGAAUCAAGCACGAGCGUAGGCGGUACACACAGCGUCUUGAACAUCGCGUCCGUUGGCUCGAAGACAUCGUCAGAUCCAGAUGUCCUGAUGUUGACCUGACGAAUGAGAUCGAUAUAGAACACGUCGAUAGUGUCAAUGAUGCCUCAAGCUCGACGUUCAAUACUGCAUCAGCUCUUGCACCUGGCGAUCAUCAUGAUCCGUCGAUGGAAACAGACGUCUCAUACGCUGUGCACGAUGCGCCGAUGAUCACGACCGAGACAACUGCAAGUAAUACUGAAGCUCCUCUGAACGAUUCACCACAUGCAGACUCGAGCCUGGCUCAUCAAAUUGGCCUUGUAUCACUUCCCAAUGGCGAUGAUCCACGCUACAUCGGACCAUCGAGUGGCCACUUNUUUACCCAGCUUGUUUGCACAGCCAGUGCAUUGUCUAAAGCUACAAAUCCGACUCGUAUCAACUUGGGACAUGCUAGCUUGCAGCGAGAUACUGCUCUUACAGAACAGCUGCUCCGCGAUAUCCAAACUCCGCUUCCAUCAAGCAAGGACUUGACACAGGAGCUGACUCUGACUUACUUCAGGACUAUUCACCAACACCUUCCAUUCUUGCAUGAGCCAACACAUCUGAGUCUGAUGGAAGUGAUGUACGCUACUGAUGAACCUGAUCCGGUCGUCGCUUUUCAGGUCUAUAUGGUGCUUGCAAUCUCUUCCAUUAUGCUGUCGCGCCGAGACAAAGUUGUGCUGCCCAGUGAAGGUUGGGCCGCCAUGGCUAUGUCAUUCUUUGAGAAGAAGCCGCUCGAGAGCUCGAUUCGAGGGCUGCAGUGCCUUUUGUUGCUUCAUGUCUGGGGUAUGCACAGUCCAACAACAAAAUUGAACAUUUGGUAUCUCAACUACCAAUGUAUCGCGAUGGUUGUAGACCUUGGUCUGCAGAGAGAUAUUACUUCGGCCUUGUCAAUCUCGCCGUUCGAUCAGGAGAUGCGAACCAGGCUUUUCUGGGUUGUAUACAGCUUGGACAGAUCUCUUUGUACAAUGAUGGGCCGACCGAUAGGUCUGAGAGACGAGGCAUGUGAUUUAAGGACAAAUGUUAGUUCCAGAACACAAGAACAACCUCCAAAUCACAUGAGUUAUGCUAUACACCUAUUCAAGCUUGCCAGGCUCAAUUCGGAGAUGAAGUAUAUCCUUCACAGCAUUUCGCGAGAUACGCCAGCUUAUGCCUACCCAGCAGUUCGCUGCAUGAAGACUUGGCAAAGAGAUAUGGUAGAUCGUCUCGACCAAUGGGCUGCUGAUAUACCACAAAUCACGGGUCCCAAAGAUUACGUGGUAAAGCUCUGUCACAUCCGCUAUCAUGUUUUGAAGACACUUCUUCUCCGACCUAGUCCUGGCAUACCACAACCGAGCUCGGAUAAUUUACAAGCAUGUUAUGCAAGUGCCAUAGCAGCCAUCAAGCUCUAUCAUCAGCUAUACGUCGAAAACUCGCUGGUCUUUAGCUGGGCAUCUUAUCAUUCGAUAAUGAUGAGCUCGGUCACGGCAUUCUUCUGUAUAUGGACCUGUCAGUCCGUUGCACAAGGCGCCGUGAUCGAUGAGCUAGUCUCUGAUCUACGCGCAGCAUCAAACAUCCUUAGCGCCACUGGUGAGCAUUGGCCAGGAGCUAAACACAGUCGCGACAUUUUGGACGAGUUGUCGCACCGCACCAUCAGCUGGAUGAUGGACCCCAAGAGUCGUAACAAUCACGGGCGCACGAACUCAAGUCCAGCACUCGAUACCGGUUCGAGAGAAUCCAAUGAAACUUUCGUCAACAAUCAGUCCGAAACUGGCAUUACCGCAGGACAGACGCAAGCUCAUGAGCUUGAAGCUCUGAUGCAACAGUACAGUAGGAACUGGACACCGGGACUCGAUUUUCUCCCCUCGUCUUUCGACCAGAUGUCAGACCCUAACACAGGUCUUUGGACGGGGGACAUGAACACUGAUACAUUCCUCCAGGACCUCUUUGACGGACUGGCCCCUAUGUCAUUU
This is a messenger RNA of Aureobasidium uvarum, 2745 nucleotides long. Lineage: Eukaryota; Fungi; Ascomycota; Dothideomycetes; Dothideales; Saccotheciaceae. The record is from the annotation of a GenBank genome assembly.